Molecule: messenger RNA, 1508 nt
Organism: Pisolithus orientalis
Lineage: Eukaryota; Fungi; Basidiomycota; Agaricomycetes; Boletales; Pisolithaceae
Exons: 7
Coding region: 155-1507 (450 amino acids)
Molecular function (GO): N,N-dimethylaniline monooxygenase activity; flavin adenine dinucleotide binding; NADP binding
Source: RefSeq, a predicted model, not a curated record
AGAAUAAAUUCUGCAUACUACGAUGCGCUGUUCGCUCCCGAGCCGCGCAUCGUUGGCACUGAUAAAAGAGUUCAAGAAACGUGCAUUGGCGUUCAAGUGAAGGAACAAUUCCCCACGUUGUUUCGGGUUCCCUUCGUAAUUGACUUUGGUGGCCAUGGUCGACUUCCGACAAUUGGCGUGCUCACUCCUGGGCUCUUUGCUCUUCCGACUAUCACCACCAGGUCAGUUCGUUAUCGUUGGAGCGGGGAGCGCGGGACUGGCUAUGUUGAAAACCCUGUUAGAUCUCCCAGUCGAGACACGCGCGGAGUGGGAUAUAGUUUUAUACGAGCAACGCAGGGACAUCGGGGGAAUAUGGUGCGGCUGCCAGAUCCAUCAUCCUCCUCCUCCACCUAAGCUACCCGAAACUCCAUUGUAUCCCCUGCUGCACACUGAUACCCCCGUCCCUAUCAUGACUUACCCCCACUUUCCGUUCCCACCUGGCACCCCUCUUUUCCCUACACACGGAUACAUAGAACGCUAUCACCAGGAUUAUGCGACCCAUUAUGGCCUCUGGCCAUAUAUCAAGCUUGGGCGAUACCAUGAGCCACAUAUGGUGAUAUUUCCGGGACAAGACACAUGGUUAGAGAACAACAAGGGUGGACUGCAACGUGAAAUCCUGCAUUCGAUGUGGUACCGCAAUCCUAGUUGGUAUGCCGACCGAACCGUCAUAGUGGUCGGCGGAGGACCCAGUGGAGUCGGCAUUGCGUCUCAGGUGCUGCAGUACGCCCAUAGAGUUUACCUUUCCGUCCGCAGUCCGCCACGGGAGGUGCCAUUGGGACGUGUGGAAUUGAAGCCCGAGAUUUUACAUUUUACGUCGGAUGGUGCUGUCUUCACGGAUGGGUCGACAGUGCAAGACGUCGAUACGGUCCUACUGGCUACGGGCUAUGAUUUACGCGUUCCUUUCUUAGAAGAAGGCGGGGAAGUGAUCGUUAAACCAGGGUCUAACAAGACAGAUGGACACAAGCUUGCCACUAAUCUGCGUUAUCUGUUCCCACUCCAUCAACAUAUAUUUUCCCUGUCGGCAUCUUACCCAACGAACGCAUUGGCUUUUAUUGGCCUCCCGAGAUCGCCCUACUAUCCUAUCUACGCGACCUCAAUCAUUGCCAAUGGCAGCCUACUCGCGCUCCGAGUGGAACUGCUGAGGGAGCUUGCAGACAGCGAAGAAGACCUUCGGAGGCGAGGGUAUGAUCCGUAUUACGUCGGACAUAAGAUGGUCAACAAUUCCACGUUCGAUUAUCAAGAAGGUCUCAUCAAGACGUUGCGAUCAAAGGAGGGAUUGCCGGAGCAGAACAUCCCUUUUCGAGGGUGGAAAAGGUUAGAGGCACUUGGACUAGCAGAGGAAUGGCUAGAAGGGGUUGAGAGUGAAGACGAGUGGGCUGAUCUUAUGAGACGAGUGAACGCAUGGCAGAGAGAUUGGGAGGCGGUGCAUCAUUUGGUAUUUCCAGAUGACGUACUCGUAUAUUCAUGAA